GAGUACAUUGUUGGAUCAAUCGUCGACGGUGCUUAGUACCGAUCGACACCAAGACCUGAGCACGCAGCGGGUAGAUACGGCGUCGUCGCACGCACCCACUCGAGAGGAUCCAAUCCAUUGCGUGGACCGGACCGGAGCCGAGUGGCCGAGCUUUAACCCUCGUUUCCUCUCCCUCCGGUUAAAGCGUCGCGAGGAUGGCCGAUGUUAAACAGGAUCACAAGGGCGAGGACGUUGACAGUUAUGGGAUGGGCAACAACGCCGACCCGAAGAACAUGCAGGAGCUAACGCAAUACGUGCAAACGCUGUUGCAGAACAUGCAGGACAAGUUUCAAACCAUGUCUGACCAGAUCAUAGGAAGAAUAGAUGAAAUGGGAAACAGAAUAGAUGACUUGGAAAAGAAUAUCGCAGACCUAAUGACACAAGCAGGAGUCGAAGGAGGUGAUAAAUGAGCUCAUUCUUUCCUCAAUGCACUCAACUAUAAGUAACGACUUAUCCAAAGUAUAGCCAUACUUUAUUGUCAUGGAAAAAAAUUGUAUACCGAUAGUGAGACACCCAUCCUUUUGUUACAAUACAGAAAAUAA
This is a messenger RNA of Cyphomyrmex costatus, 581 nucleotides long. Its product is annotated as heat shock factor-binding protein 1. The coding region runs from base 195 to 449 and encodes 84 amino acids. The record is from RefSeq and is a predicted model, not a curated record. Gene Ontology annotation, biological process: cellular heat acclimation. Gene Ontology annotation, cellular component: cytosol; nucleus. NCBI's taxonomy places the organism in Eukaryota, Metazoa, Arthropoda, Insecta, Hymenoptera, Formicidae. Gene Ontology annotation, molecular function: transcription corepressor activity. The transcript is spliced from 3 exons.